AUUAUUCAAUCAAACAACUGAAAUUUACGAGAUCGAUGAUCGAGAGAGAGAGAGAGAGAGAGAGAGAGAGAGAGCAUCGGAAGCGCAGAAGAGAAGAGAUGGUGCGGGUGGCGACCUACUUCGCGAUGACCUUGGGCGCCUUCGUCUUCUGGCAAUCCAUGGACCAUCUCCAUGUCUGGAUCGCCCUUCAUCAGGAUGAGAAGAGAGAAAGAGAGGAAAAAGAAAGGGAGAUAAAGCGUAUGAGAGAAGAACUACUGGCUAAAGCAAAGCGUGAAGAUUCUCUUAUGUAAUCUUUGAGAUUAUUUUAUUUUGACAUUGAACAUUUUAUUUCCUUGUUUUCUUGAAAUUUCCUUAAAUGCCAAUGCUGUGAUGUUUCUGUAGCAUUCUACUUAUUUCCUUGUGCUUUAUGAGGCAUGUUUAAUGUAUGCUAAUUAAGAUGAAUAAGAACUGGUGCAGACAUAUGCUUUGAGAUACACAAAUUAAGAAAGGGUGUCUUUAAAUUAUA
Dioscorea cayenensis subsp. rotundata (Guinea yam) is the source of this 505-nucleotide messenger RNA. RefSeq lists its product as uncharacterized. The record is from RefSeq and is a predicted model, not a curated record. The coding region runs from base 36 to 290 and encodes 84 amino acids. The transcript is spliced from 2 exons. Lineage: Eukaryota; Viridiplantae; Streptophyta; Magnoliopsida; Dioscoreales; Dioscoreaceae.